UAGUCGCAGAUGCAGUUCAGACAGCUGUGCAGAGACGCUCCCACAGUGAUGCCACAACAUCAGCAGCUCUGAAAAUCUCACGUGUUCACCGCUUUUUACCUGAACUGCAACUCUGGGCUUCCUCUCACCCUGUUUCUCACACGCGCGACAGACGCACGGCUGCGCGCAUCACGCACAUCCAUCUACAGCCCGGGUUUGCUUUGUGCUGAGUUGACUGGGGAGCUGGUCUCACAGAGCCUCGGCGUCUUCACGGAGCAGCUCACGUAUAUGGACGACUUACACCCUUUUUUCCCGGCAACUUUAAUGGGGACUUCCACGAUCAGCAAGGAACAUGCCUGUGAUGAAGGGAUUAUUAGCGCCACAGAACACGUUUCUGGACACUAUAGCCACACGGUUUGAUGGCACUCACAGUAACUUCAUCCUAGCCAAUGCUCAGGUGUCAAAGGGAUUUCCCAUUGUCUACUGCUCGGAUGGCUUCUGCGAGCUCACAGGCUUCUCCAGGGCUGAGGUCAUGCAGAAGAGCUGUGCCUGUAAGUUCCUGUAUGGACCUGAGACCAGUGAAAGCAUCAUUCUCAGCAUUGAUGAAGCCUUGGAGGAGCGCAAAGAGUUUAAAGAUGAGAUCAUGUUCUACUCAAAGACAGCUGUGCUGUUCUGGUGCCUGUUGGACAUAGUUCCAAUCAAAAACGAGAAGGGAGAUGUGGUGCUCUUUCUGGCUUCCUUUAAGGACAUUACUGACACUAAAGCCAAAGCCAUCCACGAGGACCGGAGGGAAGAGCGGCGGCGUGGAAGGGUGAAAACAGGCUCUCCCUUCAGCACAGCUCGGCUGCGGAGCGGCACUGUUCUCUAUCACAUCUCUGGUCACUUGCACAGCAGGGAGAAGAGCAAGAUUAAACUCAACAAGAAUGUGUUUGGUGACCCACCUGCUCUGCCUGAGUAUAAGGUAGCAGAUGCCAAGAAGUCCAAAUUCAUCCUUCUACACUACAGCACUUUUAAAGCAGGAUGGGACUGGCUGAUCCUGCUAGCCACAUUCUAUGUUGCUGUGACGGUUCCCUAUAACGUCUGCUUCAUUGGUGAUGAUGAUGACCUGACACGCAGCACGACUGUGAGCGAUAUUGCUGUGGAGAUCCUUUUCAUUAUAGAUAUUAUUUUCAAUUUUCGCACUACUUAUGUCAGCAAGUCCGGUCAGGUAAUCUUUGACGCUCGUCAGAUAUGCAUCCAUUACCUGACCACAUGGUUUAUCAUCGAUCUGGUGGCUGCAUUGCCUUUUGAUCUGCUCUAUGCUGUCAGAGUGAGCGUGGUGUCCGUGGUGCACCUUUUAAAAACAGUCCGCCUGCUUCGUCUGCUCAGACUCCUGCAGAAGAUGGACCGAUACUCACAGCACAGCACUGUCGUCCUGACUCUGCUCAUGUCCAUGUUUGCCCUCCUGGCCCACUGGAUGGCCUGCAUCUGGUAUAUUAUUGGCAAGAUGGAGAUAGAGGCCAACAGCUACAACUGGGAUAUUGGAUGGCUCCAUGAGUUGGGUAAACGUUUGGAAUCGCCGUAUCACGCCAUGGCUGAAGUUAAUGGGACCACCAGCGGUCCCUCAAUCCGGAGUGUGUACAUCGCAUCGCUGUACUUCACCCUCAGCAGUUUAACCAGUGUGGGCUUUGGGAACGUGUCGGCCAACACUGAUGCAGAGAAGAUCUUCUCAAUUUGUGUCAUGCUAAUAGGAGCACUGAUGCACGCCUUGGUUUUUGGAAACGUAACAGCCAUCAUCCAGAGAAUGUAUUCCCGCUGGUCCCAGUAUCACACUAGGACUAAAGACCUCAAGGACUUCAUACGUAUCCAUCACCUGCCUCAGAGCCUCAAGCAGCGAAUGCUGGAGUACUUUCAGACCACCUGGUCAGUCAACAACGGCAUUGACUGCAACGAGCUGCUGAAGGACUUUCCAGAUGAGUUGCGAUCCGAUAUCACCAUGCAUCUUAACAAGGAGAUCCUGGAGCUGUCGUUAUUUGCCUCUGCCAGUCGCGGCUGCCUGCGCUCCUUGUCACUGCACAUCAAGACCUCCUUUUGCGCCCCUGGAGAGUACCUGCUUCGACAGGGUGAUGCUCUCCAGGCCAUCUUUUUUGUCUGCUCUGGCUCAAUGGAAGUGCUGAAGGAUGACAUGGUGUUGGCCAUUCUGGGUAAAGGGGACCUCAUUGGGGCAAACCUGUCCUUAGAUAACCGAGUAAUAAAAACCAACGCAGAUGUAAAAGCCCUGACCUACUGUGACCUGCAGUGCAUCAACCUGAAAGGGCUCUACGAGGUUUUGGAUCUCUAUCCCGAAUAUUCUCACCAUUUUGUCCAAGACAUCCAACAGGAUCUCACAUACAACCUGAGGGAGGGACAUGAGACGCAGGUUAAAGUCAGACUACCAACAACAACAACAACACCAGAAACUCAGUUACGAGUGAGCAAGAAUGGGAGAGCAGUUCAGGGUCACAUCACUGAGACUCAGGAUGAAGAAGAUGCAGAUAUGGAGGAACGCCAUCAGACAGGUGCAGCAAGUCCCCGGUACACAGGUGAGAAGUCCCCACUAACUUCCUCCAGCCAGACGACAAUGGCACAGAUCUUAAGCAAGUCUCAGAAGAAAAUUCAAGAAAGUACCUUCACCACUUUGGACCCAUGCAACCUCAGUCCCAGGAUAGUGGAUGGCACUGAAGACAGCGAGGAUAAGGAGAGUUUUCAUACGUUCUCCUUCUCUACCAGCCGAGGUUGUCCUGUCAACACACCGACUCGUGCAACUGCAGAUACGCUGCACAUCAGCACAGUAGAGUUAGCAGCUAAAGCAGAGGAGACCAGAGGACAGCUGCACAACCUGGACCAGCAGGUGGGGACCCUGCGGAAAGAAGUAGCCGACCUUGGACAGGUCAUGAAGAGAAUGGCCCAACUCAUGGAGACCCUAAUUCCAUCAGUACAGCCGCCUACAAUAGUGUGUCCUGCACAUUAUUCUCCGGCACACCACAUGUGCUUGCGGCCUGCCACACCGACUCGGUCUUGCCCUUCACCAUCCCCCUCUAAAACUGCCUCCAUUUGGACAGAAGCACCAAUGCCACUAACUUCUCCAUCCCUCGCGGCCGCACAGCAGCAUAGUGUGAUGUGCCACACAGACUUUUUAAUACAUAGACCACAGAGCCUCCAAGCUGCAUGUCCCGCCAUGCCUAGCUCAGCUUCACCUUUAACUCCUGACUCUUAUCAGCUCCAGCCGGCCUCUGUCAUCUCAGAGCUUCCUAUGCCUUCAUCGUCCUGCAGUUUGCAUGAUAUCCCAUGCUGCGAGGUUCAGGCUCCUACCCCUAUAAUGUCAAGUGUGGACAGUUCACCUCCGCAGGACGGAGGACAAAGGGGGCUUUAUCACAGUUCUGGAUCCUCUCCUCAAACUGGACUUGGAUUGGUUCAUCGCUGCCCAAACCAAGGUUUGUAGCAGACCUUUAAAAAGUUUCCUAAGGACAUUUCCAAUAAAAUCUUUGGAAACACACUCAGCUCAGAACUUUAAUAUCACUGCAAGACAUGGCAGAGAUGCAAUGAACAUUUCUGUUUUUUUUUAAAGGCACGCUUUUCAAAAUGUAUUUGCAUGAAAGAGGGUUUAGGUGUUAGCUUUACCUUGUAGAGGCUUAGUUUUAAUAUAAGAAAAGAUUUGGGAGCAGUAUAUUGAGGCUCCUUCAGAGAAAGCACUCUGCCCUGAUGGAGAAUGAGACAGAAACUUUGAAAGAAAAAGUAGUUUUUGAGCACUCCUUCUUGCUUCCUUCCGACCCUCUUCUUCUCCUUCCUUUUACCCCUUCUUUCCUUGCUUAUCUAACCAAUGUCGGAUGCUCUGGACACCGCGGAACAGUGCACAACUUGUUAAAGUGGGUUCGCAAGUCAAUGUGAGGAGAGAAAUGGGGCGUACUGUGCUAUUUACUGCUGGACCUGCAGGCAGAAUGGGUAAAGGAUGGAGGAAGCUGGCUGUGGAGGUGGCGGUGGGGCACUUUAAGCCUUGGGCAUCGCAACCAUGCUGUCGUCUGUCAAGCUGAACACAGGGGUUCGUUUUCCCUCUCUGUCUCUGUUUUGCAGUUGUUCUCCCCAUGCACCUCACAUUGGUUCUCCACUCUCUGUGCAUGCCUUUCGAGUAGUGCCUGUAGCCCCACAUUGACAUGCUGCAUGUCAGCCCGUGGAGAUUCAGCUUGCCAUUUACCUGUCUAUUUAAAGGAAACGUGGUUCAAUAUUUUAAUGGUUGAACUUGGAAUUUACAGAUGCCUACUUAUUGAAUGUGAGCUCCGUUUAAACAGUGCUGCUAUUUUAGGCACACAGGAGUUUCCCCCCCUCUGAUGUAAAGUGGCCUGGAGCAAAUAUUACUGAUGCUAAAUUGGUCCACGUUGCAAGCUGUUACCCUGAUAAUCAUCCUGGGUUACGAUCUCCUGGAUCGAUUUUGUUAGCUGUUAAGAAUAAAGGCAAUAUUCCCACAUAAAAAGCACAACAGGGAAAUAAAGACACUUUUAUAUUUCUAUGAAUGUAUCAAUACUAAAGAUGUAUUUUUUAUUUUUUACCUCAAAGAAUGCAGUAGUGUGAUGUCGGCAAAAAUAUUGCAGCUGUAAAAGAAUUUAUGGCCGGUGUGUUAGCUGUUGGCAUUGAAUGCAGUCAAACCUUUUGUCCAGCAGAUCUACUCUUCUCUUUUGAAUUCCUGUAGAUUUGAGCCUUUUACUCUGCUAAUGGAAUGUACUGUAAUCAACCUUCUUUUCCCCUUUUUGAUAUUUAUUAGAUACAAAAAUUGAUAUGCUAAUAAACAAGAAA
Molecule: messenger RNA, 4785 nt
Organism: Oryzias latipes (Japanese medaka)
Lineage: Eukaryota; Metazoa; Chordata; Actinopteri; Beloniformes; Adrianichthyidae
Gene: kcnh8
Product: potassium voltage-gated channel, subfamily H (eag-related), member 8
Biological process (GO): regulation of membrane potential; potassium ion transmembrane transport
Cellular component (GO): plasma membrane
Molecular function (GO): voltage-gated potassium channel activity
Source: RefSeq, a predicted model, not a curated record